Molecule: messenger RNA, 1884 nt
Organism: Trematomus bernacchii (emerald rockcod)
Lineage: Eukaryota; Metazoa; Chordata; Actinopteri; Perciformes; Nototheniidae
Product: vacuolar protein 8-like
Exons: 14
Coding region: 1-1641 (546 amino acids)
Biological process (GO): nucleus-vacuole junction assembly
Molecular function (GO): protein-membrane adaptor activity; protein binding
Source: RefSeq, a predicted model, not a curated record
AUGGCUUCGGGUUUCUGUGAGGAUUGCUCCAGACUUCUGGAAGAAUUCAACUUCCAUCUGAGGAAAGUCGGCAGAGAAGGGAGGAGGAAGAGGAGGCUCUCUCUGAACGAUGAGGAACUUCAGCUCCAUGAUGAGGAAAGUCUUCAGACUCUGAGCCGACUCUCAGCUUCAGAGGACAUUGAGCUGCAGAAGACAGCGGCCAUGUUUUAUCUACAGCUCAGUCAUCACUUGAAGUCUCCUCUACCAGACGCAUUGUUGGAGCCGGUCAUGAACUUACUGCUAUCAUCUGACCUGGAUGUUCAGAAAACCAUCUCUCUGUCUUUAGUCAAUCUGUUAGUGAAGAACAACGUGUGCAGAGCCUCUGUGGUUGAGAUGGGGAUGCUGGUUCCGAUCCUGGAUCUGAUCCGGUCCGGAGACUCCAGCGCUCAGAGCCACUCCUGCGCCUGCGUCUGCCUCCUCGCCUCCUCAGAGUCGAACAGAGAGACUGUCAUGUUGGAGGGAGUGAAGCCUCUGCUGGCUUUAGCGAAAUCCUACGACCCUCGAGAGCAGCAGGUGGCCUCCUGGGCUCUGAUGCACCUCACACACUCAGAUUGGUCCAGGAGGCUGCUGGGUGAUGCGGGGGGUUUCCCGGUUCUGGUUCUGCUGCUGCAGGGCUCAGACUCAGAGGUCCAGUUCUACAGCUGCUCCGCCCUCUGCAACAUCUCUUCUGCUCGGGAGCUCCACCCGAAGCUGCUCAGCAUCGGGAGUCACUUCCUGUUGAAGUCCCUGCUGACGCUCGCCUCCUCCUCCGUGCAAAAUAACUCGAUGCAGGCGUGCAGAUGCCUACAUACUCUCUCACAGAAUGAUCUGAUCCUGGAGCAGCUGAUAGAUCUGGACUGCUUGUUGCCUCUGCAGUCACUGCUGAAGACGUCCUCUGCUGUGUGGAGAGAGUCAGCCGUCACACUGCUGUCUGCGCUGACGUCACACACACCGAACAAAGACAUCCUGGUGAGCGAGGGUCUGCUGGAGGAAGUGGGUCAGCUGCUUCUUCAUCCCACAUGCAGCUCCGUCAUCAUCACACACAGCUGCAGGAUCAUCACUGACCUGAGCAGCUGCAGCGAGGGUCAGCAGGCUGUGAUGGAGGCUCGCUGUUUGUCAGGACUCCUCGGAGCUCUUCUGUCUCCGUCUCUGACUGAUGACACUUUAAUGCAUCUGACGUCAUGCUUGCAAAACCUCAUGACACAACAUCCACUUAAGUCUGAGUUGUCGGUCAUGAUAACAUCAGAGCACGUUUCCAGACUUGUGAAGUUAUCGGGACAAACACAAAAUCCUCAGUUAUCGUACAACAGUGCGGCCGUCAUCAGCAGACUGGAAAUGACAGGAGAGACGGUCCAGCUGCUGAAGCCUCACUACGUCACCAUGUUGGAGUACCUGUCGGUGUUUCUCAAAAAUAAAGAUUUAAAGUUCCAGCAGCUUGGCAUAGUGAUGAUAUCCAACCUCAAGACAGAUGGAGACUUCUCCUCUCUGUUGUCUGGCGGUGAGGUGGAGGAUCAGCUCCGGACGGUUCAUGAUCAGACGGAGGAAACCAGACGGCUGCUGCAGACGAUCCAGCCUCUCUCUCCAUCUCCUGUUCACCCUUUACUGCCUCGACACAAACACUGAGAGACGAGCACUGAGCACAGCAUUCAUGCACUGAAGAAGCAGCUUUUCUCCAUCAUGUUUUAAAGUGUUUAUUUAUUAGUUUUUAUGCUUACAGUCAACAACAACGUAAGUGAAAAACAAGGCAGAGAAGCGGCAUAGUAUCAACUCUUAACACGUGAUAGUUACAAGCAAUCGGAUAUUUAGGAUUGGAUACAUUUGUUUUUUAUAUAUGCUUUUCUUAUAAUAAACUCACUUAAACUUCUA